This is a messenger RNA of Labrus bergylta (ballan wrasse), 5232 nucleotides long. Its product is annotated as serine/threonine-protein kinase tousled-like 1-B. Gene Ontology annotation, molecular function: ATP binding; protein serine/threonine kinase activity. The record is from RefSeq and is a predicted model, not a curated record. Gene Ontology annotation, cellular component: nucleus. Gene Ontology annotation, biological process: peptidyl-serine phosphorylation; intracellular signal transduction; chromosome segregation. Lineage: Eukaryota; Metazoa; Chordata; Actinopteri; Labriformes; Labridae.
UCCAAAAGCACAGCCGACUCUUGUUCUCCUUAUACUGAACUCUUUGGAGGAGAAGUGGACUAUUUUAACCGUGUACAGCUGACGUUUGUUGAAGUAAAAAAUGGAUGUCAAGUUCACUGAUGCCGUGAAUUGGAAGCCAAACGUCAGCUGUCAGUUCAGUUGAUGGGAAGUCGAAGUAGCAGCAAGCUAUCCUGUUUGCACAAAGGCAGCGCUAGCCUGUUGGCUUGUUGUUUUUUAAUGCGAUAACAAUGUUGUUUUAGCAGUUUGUGACUGUCAGCACCCUUUCUGCAUCUAGUUUUAACAACGGAGCUAUGCAUGCAUCCAUUAAUGCAUUGCAAUGCAUGUCCCUCCUGCUGUAAACUUGAGAGCAGGCCCUGCUUUUUACCUUUCUACACAGUUUGCAUGCAGCUUGUUUACACAUUUUCGACAUGUUGACACUUCAUUUACUCUGAUGAUGCUGAGUUGCUGGAUGUGGUGUGAACAUCCAUAUGCAAAAGGUUGUAAGCAUGAAGCUAUGUUUUUAAGUUAGAGAAUAUAUUGCGUUACAUACAUGUAGAUGGUGACAGCGUUAACAAGACUGUUACAACGACGGUAUAAAGUUUAUUACAGUACUGGGUGUUGAAGCGUUGUUUCUUAAACCUGAGAGUCUUAACACCAAAGUAUUAAACUAUAAAUGAAUGCAGUAAUAUGUAUGUCUAGCUUUAUGUAUUAAUUACCCCCAACUCAGUCCCUGUCCCUGGUUAACCUCAAAGGCCUUGUAGUGUGCUCUGUUUCCCUGCGGGAGGGUUUCAUAAUGUCCAUUAUGCCUUUUAGGGCUUACCCCUGUGCAACAAGCUAUGUAAAGAUGACAGCCAGGAAAUGUCCAAUAAGGAAGCAAAUCCUUGCAGCAGUAGUCAACAGGGAGCAGAGGACCUGCAUGUGUAUGAGAGUGAGUGCCCCAUGGAGGAGCUGCACAGCCUGGACCCCAGGAGACAGGAGCUGCUGGAGGCCAGGUUCACUGGAGCCGUCAGUGGAAACACUGUAGGCAGCACUGGGAGCACCAGUGGAGGAGCUAAGGGGCUGGCAAAUGAGUCCUCCAACCACAGCUAUGGCAGUCUGGGCUCAUCCAGUGACAAGGAGUCGGAGAACUCUGAUUUGAAAAGAGGGAGCUCCCCUGCCUACUCAACCCCGGAGAAGAAGCACUCAGAGUCGUCCAGGGGGAGGAAAAGGAAAGCCGACACCUAUUCAGAGAGUAGUCAAGGAAAGACGUCCACACGUGGGCCCAAGAUCAGUGACUACUUUGAUUUCCAGGGUGGAAAUGGUUCCAGUCCAGUGAGAGGCCUCCCGUCAGCUCGUCGAUCUCCGCAGAGCUCCCACUCUGCUCCUGGCUCAAUCAUCCGGCAGAAUAGCUCCUCUCCUACCAGUCUAUGUUUCGGGGAACACAACCCGAAAGCCUCCUCCAGCAAGUGUGUGCAGACCGAGUUAACGGGCCUGAAGCUUGCUGCUCUGGAGAGCAACAAGAGUCUGGACCUGGAAAAGAAAGAGGGCCGAAUAGAUGAUCUUCUCAGGGCUAACUGUGACCUGCGGAGACAGAUAGAUGAACAGCAGAAACUUCUGGAAAAAUACAAGGAGAGACUCAAUAAGUGCAUCACCAUGAGCAAGAAACUGCUCAUAGAGAAGAGUACCCAGGAGAAGCAGUCGUGUCGGGAGAAGAGCAUGCAGGACCGUCUCCGUCUCGGUCACUUCACCACGGUCAGACACGGAGCGUCCUACACGGAGCAGUGGACCGACGGAUACGCAUUCCAAAACCUGAUCAAGCAGCAGGAGGGCAUCAACCAGCAGAGGGAGGACAUAGAGCGACAGAGGAAGCUGCUGGCAAAGAGAAAGCCUCCAAACCCUGCGUCUCCCUCCCUCUCUGUCGCCUCCACCUCCGAACCCAAGCAGCGCAAAACUAAAGUUGUCAACGGCAACGACUCGGACCCCUUCCUCAAACCGUCCUUACCACAGCUACUGACCCUCGCUGAGUACCACGAGCAGGAGGAAAUCUUCAAGCUUCGCCUUGGACACCUUAAGAAGGAGGAAGCUGAGAUCCAGGCCGAGCUGGAGCGGUUGGAGCGGGUGAGGAACCUCCACAUCAGAGAGCUGAAGAGGAUAAACAAUGAGGACAGCUCAGCGUUUAAAGACCAUCCCACCCUGAAUGAGAGGUACCUGCUGCUGCACUUGCUGGGCAGGGGCGGCUUCAGUGAAGUUUAUAAGGCUUUUGACCUGUUUGAGCAGCGCUACGCAGCAGUUAAAAUCCACCAACUCAACAAAAACUGGAGGGAAGAGAAAAAGGAAAACUACCACAAGCAUGCAUGCAGAGAGUACCGGAUACACAAGCAGCUGGACCAUCCCAGAAUAGUCAAACUAUACGACUAUUUCUCCCUGGACACUGACACGUUUUGUACGGUCCUCGAAUUCUGUGAAGGAAACGAUCUGGACUUCUACCUGAAACAAAACAAGCUGAUGUCAGAGAAGGAGGCUCGCUCCAUCGUCAUGCAGAUAGUCAGCGCCCUGCGUUACCUCAACGAGAUCAAACCGCCCAUCAUCCACUACGACCUCAAACCAGGUAACAUCUUAUUGGUGGAUGGCACAGCAUGUGGAGAGAUCAAAAUCACUGACUUUGGCUUAUCGAAGAUCAUGGAUGACGAUAACUACGGUGUGGACGGGAUGGACCUCACAUCACAGGGAGCGGGAACCUACUGGUACCUUCCUCCAGAGUGUUUUGUGGUGGGGAAGGAGCCGCCUAAAAUCUCCAACAAGGUGGACGUCUGGUCUGUGGGAGUGAUCUUCUUCCAGUGCCUCUACGGACGAAAGCCGUUUGGUCACAACCAAUCACAGCAGGAUAUUCUCCAGGAAAACACCAUCCUCAAAGCCACAGAGGUCCAGUUCCCCGCUAAACCACAGGCUAGCACAGAGGCCAAGGCGUUCAUCCGCCGCUGUCUGGCCUACCGCAAGGAGGACCGAUUCGACGUUCACCAGCUGUGCUCAGACUCGUACCUCCUCCCUCACAUGAGACGUUCGAACUCUUCGGGCUCCCUGCAGCCGUCCGCCUCCUCUCUCCCCACCUACUGACUUCCCCUCUCAUGUGACUGACAGGACUAUCCGGCCACGCCACAGGCAGGAUUGUGCAGGUUUUUGUUUUGGUUUAACCUGAGCUGUUCCUGGAUGGAUACAUUAGCAACGGAGCAAAAGUAAAUGGAAACGAUGGAAUAGAAUAAAGGAAUGGGAGUCUACUGUGAGGAGAGUUUUGCCCUUGAACUCAACUGUGAGAGAAAGGGGGGAAAGAAGAGACCAGGACAAAAGAGGUGGAAUGAAAAGAAUUGAAAGAAAGGCUUGGGAGUGUUUAAACAAGACGAGAGAGAAAAUCUCUUUAUGGACUUUACUUCAUAAUCCAGUAGGAGACAUUUAAACAUCCAUAGUGGUUCCUAGAGGCCAUCUCCUCAGCUCUCUUAGCUCUAAGUGGAGAGAAACACCUCGCAUUUCUUCAACAUAGAGUCGCUGUUCUUGAUGUUCUCUUGUUGCUAAUAUGAGCGUCGUGUUGAGAAGAAGAGGGUGAGCAGCCGUGUGCAGAAGAGGAGGUCGAGUCUCUGCACGUCAAAUAUGAACUUCACGUUUAAAUCAACUCCUUAGUCUAAUGUUAUGAGGCACAACAUGAUGGUUACGUGUCAUUGAAUUAACCCUUAACUUAAAAAUCAUUUUGUAACUUUCCUGGGACUUGACUAAAAAGAUAAAUGUUCCAGAUUAAAUAUCUGGGCUCGAUUUGCACUUCUGGUCCGGGUCGCAAUGAUCGGCCUCACACACAUUUUGGCAUGAAGUUCUUCAGCGCGGGCUGGUGUCGCAGUCCUCCGUUCACUUUUACGUUGAAAUGCGAAGCAGUCCAGAUCUGCUGCUGGGUUUACAAUAAGUGGGUCUGUAAAAUCUGUCUUAAUCCAUUUUUGUUGUUCAGAUUAGAGUCCAAAUGUUCCAAAGAGCAGCACCAUGUUGUCCUCCUCGUCGAGCUGCCCGCAGAGAGUCGGACUGGAUCAGUUACCGUGCUGCAAGGACUCAGAGUUCAGUGUACAUUUCCUGUGCAGGAGACAUUACUCACUAGCAAAUACAACAUAAUGAGGCUUUUCUUUGCUUCUCGGUGUCUCACUUCUCUUUGUGUUCUCAGUUUGCUGCUAUAAAUGUUGCUUUUUAGUUCCUAACGUGGGGGUGGUUUCUGCCUGGCAUAUGUGUGUACUUGAACUGUGUUCAGGGGAACGUUCUCCAGAGCCCCCCUAUCUCUGAAAUGGACCCCCACUGUGCUGUUUAAAGCAGGGAGCUUCAAUACAUUCAUCGAUGUCCCUGUGGGUUUUUGUUUACUUUCAUGCACGAGUCUGAAGCUGUUUUCACACAUGCACUCCUGAAAAAGACAGGACAGCCGGACCUGGAAAAAAGUUGUUAUUCUCACGUGUCCCUCAAAGCAUUUGCUGUGGGACACGGCGGGGGGGGGGGGUCUCUGGAGACAAGUCAAGAAGCUGAGGUUGUAAUGUUUACAAGAUAUCCAAGAUGGCAGAUGCAGCAACAGAGUCUGACACUAUGCUACAAUGCUACAUGUAAUUGGAACAAAUUCACAAUAUAAAUGAAAGAGUGGAAAGAAGCAGCUUCCUCACAUCGCACCAGUCUCGUCAUAUAAACUCCAUCACCCCUUCCCACCUGUUCACACUGAGCUUUCCUGCUACGUUCACACAUCGGCUCAUCCCGACGUCAUACAGAAUUUUUACAAGGGAGCUGGCAGGAGAAAUCCUGGAUAAAGCUGUGGUCUGUUUUCAUUCAAUCAUUCAACUCACAUUUUCAGGAGUUGUGUACAUGUGUGAACAGACAGACAUCAUAUGGAGCAAGAGCUCUUUGCUGUGGGGAGUGGCCACACUAUGCCAGGUUGUUGCAGCACGAUUCACUGCAGCGCCUCGUCAAGUGGAAACAUCCAAAUGUUGUCGUCGUGUAAAUAAAACUCUUCCCUGCACGCCGGAGUGACAUUUGAAACCCUCUCAGAUGUUCGUGGGUGCAGGUAACAGCAGGUAUAGGUGUCUCUUCUCUCUGCGCUCUCACCUUCUUUACAAACAAGUCUUAAUCAAUUUUCUGUGUGGGGAAAACAAGGUGUAGAUUCAGCAACAUGACAGGCAGAUUAAGCUGCAGGAAGUACCCGCUCACGACUUGCUGCUCCUCAAUAAAAGAAAAUCAUGAAGUGAA